Molecule: messenger RNA, 1101 nt
Organism: Equus caballus (horse)
Lineage: Eukaryota; Metazoa; Chordata; Mammalia; Perissodactyla; Equidae
Source: RefSeq, a predicted model, not a curated record
AUGUCAGACAAGCUCAAGGAACGCAAAAGAAGACUCCUCGACCAGGAGAAGCCCACGCUCGGAGACUGGUGGCCACCUCCCCAGCGCCCUGGCGCUCAGCUUGGCGGGGUGGCUCAGCGGGCAGGGAGGCUGGAAGGGGAGCGCGCCCGCGCGGUCGUGAGAGGGCUGAGCUCAUUUGACCCAAGUGGGGAGGGGCGUUGGGAGCUGGGAAGACAGUUGACACGCAGGUACAGCCAUGCUUUUGACGACUCCCUGGGCAAAGUCAAUCCUAAACAUACAAACUUUUGUUCGCAGAGAACGCCCGUUUCCCACAAAGUGAUAGAAAAGCGCAGAAGGGACCGGAUUAACCGCUGCUUGAACGAGCUGGGCAAGACAGUGCCCAUGGCCCUGGCGAAGCAGAGUUCCGGGAAGCUGGAGAAGGCGGAGAUCCUCGAGAUGACCGUCCAGUACCUGAGAGCCCUGCACUCCGCUGAUUUUCCCCGGGGAAGGGAAAAAGAACUGCUAGCAGAGUUUGCCAACUACUUCCACUACGGCUACCACGAGUGCAUGAAGAACCUAGUGCAUUACCUCACCACUGUGGAGCGGAUGGAGACCAAGGACACCAAGUACGCGCGCAUCCUCGCCUUCUUGCAGUCCAAGGCCCGCUUGGGCGCCGAGCCCGCCUUCCAGCCCCUGGGUUCGCACCCGGAGCCGGAUUUCUCCUAUCAGCUGCACCCGGCAGCGCCCGAGUUUGCGGGCCACAGCCCCGGUGAGGCCUCCGUGUUCCCGCAGGGCGCGGCUCCCGGGCCCUUCUCCUGGCCGCACGGCGCGGCCCGCAGCCCGGCGCUUCCCUACCUGCCCAGCGCGCCCGUGCCGCUCCCGAGCCCGGCGCAGCAGCACAGCCCCUUCCUGGCGCCGGUGCAGGGCCUGGACCGGCACUACCUCAACCUGAUCGGCCACGCCCACCCCAACGCCCUCAACCUGCACGCGCCCCAGCACCCCCCGGUGCUCUGACGCCGACGCGCCCGCCAGAUGGCUCUGCGCUUCGCGCGCUGCUUAGGAGAAAUACUCUAUAUUGUACAGGUGUAAAUACUGUGCCAACAAAAACCUGGGUGGGAGAAG